AUGGUCGCCGAAGAUGGGAAGAGCUUCGUAAAGAGGGACACACUCAAAAAAAUAGAAGCAAAGAUUCAAAGUUUGUGGAAAGAACAUGACGUUUACAGGGCCAAAUCUCGGGAAAAGCCUCCUAAGCCAGGGGAGAAGUUCUUUGGAAACUUCCCGUUCCCUUACAUGAACGGCUUUUUGCAUCUUGGACAUGCAUUCUCACUCUCAAAGCUAGAGUUUUCUGCACGUUAUCAUAGACUAAGAGGUGCCAAUGUGCUCUUCCCUUUCGGUUUUCACGGAACCGGAAUGCCCAUCAAAGCCUCAGCUGAUAAAAUUGCACAAGAGAUUCAACAGUUUGGACACCCGCCUAUCUUUCCCAUCAAUGAAGAGGAUCCAGUGAACCAAGAAGAAGUUGAAGAUGCAAAUGCAGGUGCACCUCUAGAAACUAAGUUCAAGGGAAAGAAGUCCAAGGCUGCAUCAAAAUCAAGCGGACAAGCGUACCAGUGGGAAAUCAUGCGUAGUCUUGGCCUUUCCGACAGUGAGAUAUUCAAAUUCUGCGAACCAUCUGAGUGGUUGAGCUUCUUCCCUCCAUUGGCAAUGGAAGACCUCAAGGCUUUUGGCUUGGCAUGUGAUUGGAGCCGUUCCUUUAUUACUACAGAUAGGAACCCGUAUUUUGAUAAGUUUGUGAGGUGGCUGAUGCGGAAGUUGAAAGACGAGGAUAAGAUUGUCAAAGCGAAACGCUACACCAUCUACUCUCCAAUGGACGGGCAGCCAUGUGCAGAUCAUGAUAGGGCAAUUGGCGAAGGAGUUCAGCCCCAAGAAUAUACUAUCAUCAAAAUGGAGGUGGCGAUACCUUUUCCUUCUAAGUUGGGAGUGUUGGAGGGGAGAAAAGUGUUCCUUGCUGCAGCAACAUUGAGACCUGAGACCAUGUAUGGGCAAACAAAUGCGUGGGUAUUGCCCAACGGGAGGUAUGGAGCCUUUGAAGUCAAUGAAACAGAUGUAUUUAUUCUUACGCAGAGGGCAGCGCGUAAUCUUGCUUAUCAGGGGUUCUCUAGGAUACCUGAGAAACCUUCUUGCUUGAUUGAACUAACUGGUUACGAUUUGAUUGGCCUUCCAUUGAAGUCACCGCUUGCACGCCAUCAGAUUAUUUAUGCCCUUCCUAUGUUAACCAUCGUAGCAGACAAAGGGACUGGGAUUGUGACUAGUGUACCUGGGGAUGCUCCUGAUGAUUAUAUGGCCCUGCAUGAUUUAAAAUCAAAACCAGCUUUUAGAAACAAAUAUGGUGUGAAGGAUGAAUGGGUUAUGCCCUUUGAGAUUGUGCCGAUCAUCAAUGUUCCAGAAUUUGGAGAUAAGGCUGCGGAGAAGGUUUGUGGGGAUCUCAAGAUUAAAAGCCUGAAUGAGAAAGAGAAGCUAGCAGAAGCCAAGAGGUUGACAUACUUGAAAGGGUUUACAGAAGGAACACUGCUGGUGGGGGAAUUUGCAGGAAGGAGAGUCCAGGAGGCAAAAUCGUGGAUAAGGAGCAAACUAAUGGAGGAAGGAAAUGCAAUCAUGUAUAGUGAACCGGAGAAGCACGUAGUGUCACGGUCAGGGGAUGAAUGUGUUGUGGCUCAAACAGAGCAAUGGUACAUCUCUUAUGGUGAACCUGAAUGGAAAAAAUUGGCUGAGGAAUGCUUGUCGAGCAUGAACUUGUACUCUGAAGUGACACGACAUGGAUUUGAACACACGUUAAGUUGGUUGAAUCAGUGGGCUUGUUCACGAUCGUUUGGGCUUGGAACACGUAUUCCCUGGGAUGAAAAAUACUUGGUCGAGUCGUUGUCUGAUUCAACCCUUUACAUGGCUUAUUACACCGUUGCUCACUUUUUACACGAUGGAGACAUGUAUGGGGAUUCCAACACAUCUGGGGUUAUACCUGAACAAAUGACUGAUGAGUGUCUGGUAAGGAUCUCAUCCAGAAUCAUUUAA
Molecule: messenger RNA, 1941 nt
Organism: Prunus armeniaca (apricot)
Lineage: Eukaryota; Viridiplantae; Streptophyta; Magnoliopsida; Rosales; Rosaceae
Source: the annotation of a GenBank genome assembly